Molecule: messenger RNA, 1590 nt
Organism: Haemonchus placei
Lineage: Eukaryota; Metazoa; Nematoda; Chromadorea; Rhabditida; Trichostrongylidae
Source: the annotation of a GenBank genome assembly
AUGCUCAAACUACUGUACUUUCGAGUCCCUACAUUACAAAAGGAGAAAAAUUCUCAUGGAACAUCACAAUUCAAAUACGAGUACGUGUCGGUUUGUGUGAAUGGUACCGAGGAUAAUUUGCUGGACAUUGUAUACGCCAAACAAUGUAACGAAAAGGAGUCUCAAGUCGCUCUUGGAAGAUUCACGAAUCAGGUCAAUACAACCGGAUGGGGGAUCCUAGAAAUCGAAACGUUCCCUGGUCACGCGUACGAUGUACAAGCCUACGCUGCCGGAGUCGCUGAAGGUAAUCGCUCCUUUUUCGAGUUUCUUGCACGCCUUCUCGUGCUCAAAUUCAAGGCUGUGAACCUAACCUUUGCACAAAUGACUGGUAUCUAUGAUGCGUACAUGCAUAGAAAUCUCACACCAGAAAUCGGAUUCGAUUUGUCGCCCAUUAUGAUGAUUCAACUUUCUGGAGAUCUCUUCGACUUGAAUAAGUACCUCAAUAAAACCCCUGAUCCACAAGAGUAUCCGGACGCUGGGCAUUGUUCAGGUUUUGUCAAACUAGCAGACGGAAAUAAGGACAUGUUCUUCGCCCAUGUAGCGAUGUCGAGCCUUAGCUGGAUGAUCAGAGUCUUGAAGCUGUACAAGUUCGCUUUUGAUGCUAAAGAAGUGCCAGGUCACACCGUUUCGUUCUCCGGUUAUCCAGCACAGCUCGCUUCCGCAGACGACUACACCCUAACGAGUGCUGGACUGGCUUCCAUUGAAACUACGAUUGCCAUUUUCAACAAAACUCUCUAUUCGGACAAGUAUAUAAAGCCGGAAGGAUCAGUGCACUGCUGGCUCAGAUCAGUAAUUGCGAAUUAUUUAACAAAAACUCCCAAAGAAUGGGUCAAGUUGUUCUCACGCUACAAUUCUGGUACGUACAACAAUCAGUGGACAGUGGUCGACUACAAGAAAUUCAAACCGGGCCAGGAGAUCCCAGACAAGGACUUGCUUUGGAUUUUGGAACAAACUCCGGCAUCCAUCAAAUCGCAAGAUGUUACGUGGUUCCUCAAAAGGUACAGCUAUUGGCCAUCGUAUAAUGUGCCCUUCAUAAAAGAUAUCAGCAUAGAGGCGGGAUUCAGCGAAAAGGCUAGGGAACUCAACUGGUACAAAUGGGGAUCUACUCCACGUGCAAAAAUUUUCGAGAGGGAUCAUCAUAAAGUGCAGGACAUAGAUUCUUUGACGAAACUGAUGAGGUACAACGACUACACCCAUGAGGAAUUCGCCCGCUGCAAAUGUUCACCUUUACCUUACACGGCGGAAGGAGGGAUAUCGGCUCGUGGUGAUUUGAACCUACCCAAUGGAACGUAUGAAGUGGAUAGCAUGGGAUUCCGUGAUCAUGCUGGCCUUGAUUAUAAGGGAACUAACUACGAGAUGUUCUCGAAGUUGCGAUUCCGAGCAUGGGGUGGCCCAACUUAUGAUCCACUCCCAGUUUUUGACUGGUCGACAACCAACGUCGUUGCAAAUCACUUCGGACAACCACAAGUAUGGAAUUUCACCUACGUCGAUUUGGAGUGGGAAACAAGCCCCCAAAUUCUUGGUUUUGACGUUCCUGAUGACCAAUUGUGA